UUACAAAUCACCACCUUUAUAAAUUCAAGACAUAUUUGACCAUUUCCCUUCAACACCCUUCAUUCCUCAACCAAAGCUCUCAUUUUUCUCACUUAUUCAUUUUCCCUAAGCUAAAACUUCUUCUUUGUAUUUUACACAAACCAAAAAAACUAAGAAAAUGACACAAAUGGGUCGUCAUUGGUGGCCAAGAUUAACCACGUCCACCUCUACAACCACCAGAGCCACGGCGGUAGACACCCUUUACGGCGGUCGCACCACCACCACCAGAAGUUUUACUUCAACAUCAUCACAAAUAAGAAAUAAUAAUAAUAAUAAUGCAUCAUCAUCAUCAUCAUCAUCAUCAUCAUGUUGUGGACUAUCAAGAUUGAUGAGGAAGUUGAAGAGACAUAGCAAUAAGAUGUUGAAAACUGCCACAAAUAGUACGUAUCCUAGCCGUCAAUCAUCGUUCCAAUGUCGGUAUGAUCCACUUAGUUACGCCAUGAACUUUGAUACUACUGGAACUGGAAGUGUAUCUGAUGAAGAUUAUUACAAGUUCUGUGCUUUUUCUUCGAGGUUUGUUGCUACGCCAAAAGGUGAUCAUUGUCCAAAUUUAAUGACCGCUACUUCCCAUUAAGCUAGAAAAAUUAAUUAUAACAGAUGUGUAUCAUUUUAUCAUUGUUUCUUUUAUUUACUACUUAGUUGGAUGAAAAUGUUGUAUACUGCUUAUUUGAGGAUAAGAAAUCCCAAGUUUUGGAGGAACUAAAA
Messenger RNA from Lycium barbarum (goji berry), 744 nucleotides. RefSeq lists its product as uncharacterized. The record is from RefSeq and is a predicted model, not a curated record. Lineage: Eukaryota; Viridiplantae; Streptophyta; Magnoliopsida; Solanales; Solanaceae. The coding region runs from base 158 to 613 and encodes 151 amino acids. The transcript has a single exon.